GACAUCAUUGGGAGCGGGGACUCAAAGAUCGUCUACAAUCUGCUUGAGCCCGACGACUCAAAGGUAGCGUUCCAGGACUUGUUCUCCGAAGUCCACUGGCAGCGUAUGUACCAUGCUGCUGGCGAGGUGCCACGACUGGUGUGCUGCCAAGGCGAGAUCGAAGCUACAGACGGUAGUAUGCCUGUGUACCGACAUCCCUCGGACCAAUCGCUGCCUCUACUACACUGGAGCCCUGUCGUCGCCAAGAUCAAAGAAAGAGCUGAAGCAAGAGUCGGACACACCUUGAAUCAUGCCCUGAUACAGCUAUACCGAAGUGGCCAAGAUCACAUCUCAGAGCAUUCGGAUAAGACACUAGACAUUGUGUAUGGCAGCAAGAUUGUCAAUGUCUCGCUCGGUGCCCAGCGUACAAUGAGGCUUCGCACCAAACGUCCCACAACCAUGCAGGCUCCGGACUCCAAUCUUGACAAAAUGCAGAAUGACCGUUCCCGUGUUACACAACGUAUCCCUAUGCCCCACAACAGUAUGUUCGUCAUGGGUCUAGAAACGAACGGAUCUUGGCUGCAUGGCAUCACGCCAGACAAGCGACCAGCUGUCGAACGCACCCCCACAGAAUCUGCCUACGGCAACAUGCGCAUCUCGAUAACCUUUCGUCAGAUCGGUACCUUCCUGUCGGCUGACUCGGACCUAAUCUGGGGUCAAGGUGCUGUUGCAAAGGAGAAAAUAGAGGCAAGACCGACCAUCAACGGCAAUCCUGAAGAGAGUCAAAGACUUAUCGAUGCGUUUGGCUUUGAGAAUCAAGGCACGGCACCUGACUGGAACGUCAUUUAUGGCACUGGCUUCGAUGUACUACAUAUCAAGUCUGAGUUGCCGGAA
Aureobasidium subglaciale EXF-2481 is the source of this 873-nucleotide messenger RNA. RefSeq lists its product as uncharacterized. Gene Ontology annotation, molecular function: dioxygenase activity. The annotation marks the transcript as partial. The transcript has 2 exons. Gene Ontology annotation, cellular component: nucleus. The record is from RefSeq and is a predicted model, not a curated record. Gene Ontology annotation, biological process: DNA repair; DNA alkylation repair. NCBI's taxonomy places the organism in Eukaryota, Fungi, Ascomycota, Dothideomycetes, Dothideales, Saccotheciaceae.